Messenger RNA from Lymnaea stagnalis (great pond snail), 3278 nucleotides. The record is from the annotation of a GenBank genome assembly. Lineage: Eukaryota; Metazoa; Mollusca; Gastropoda; Lymnaeidae.
GCUACAGGUCACUCUCAGUGACUACUGUAUGCAGAGCUGUGUUUCCACAUGCAAACAGAGCUACAACAAGACCCCCACAAGUAUGCCACUGUGGGGGUUGCUGCAAGAUUAGGUGAUCUUAUGGGGCUCCAGGAAAUGGUCUGGCAUGGUGAGUAAAUUCAAGUUUGUAGGGAUAUUGACAAAUCUUGAUUCAUAUGAUGUCAGUUUGUGUAUUAAUCCUUACAGUACCAGGCGCGUCUUUUUGCAGUGACCUACUUUUUCCCGGUGACCCAAGCUUGUCAUUUUUCACCAGCCGAUCGUUUUCCUUGUGGCCCAAGCACGUCUAUUUGCCACAUGGAUGGGUAUCUAAUCUAAACACAGAAACAGGGAUAUGACCUUUCACCACAGUCUCAGGCAGAAUGUUUACUCGUUAGUGGAAUAGUCAGAUUUAAUUUGCCUUUUAAAUUAUUAAAAUCGACCAAAUUACUGAGUUUUUUGUGCAGAUCUAUAUUUGUUUGAUUCUGUGGUGCUACACUUUCGCUAUUGUUGAUGACUUAUGCACAAUCCCCUAGUGUGCCAUUGCCAAAGAAAAGUUUGAACAAAACACUUUAGUUUUUUUAACACCCUAUCCAUUUCUGAACAGAUAAUUCCCUACAUGUUAUUAUCAAUUGUUUAAAACAAAAAAGGUACAAAAUAAUUUGCAAUCCUAUCAAAUUUUGGCUCAUUCCAAAAUAAUUUCUGGGCCACAGGCAAUAAUUAGCACAAUAAUAGCCGGGACUGAGGCUAUUCAAGCAAAAAAGUAGGUCAGCACUGUAAGGGUUAAAAGAGAAAAUUAGAAAUAUGAAAUAAAAGGUCUUAACUAUUGACUGUUUUAUACUAUGAAUUUGUAUGCUCAAUCAUAGUGUAAUUCAUACAAAUUUUAAAAAAUGACAACAAUAAUUUAUCCUUAAAAUAAUUUUUAUAGGAAUUUUAAUUUUACUUACAAAAUGUUAUAGUAAAUAUUUUUCUUGCACCUUUUAGGUAAGGUAUACUAACUUCAAAAAAAGAAAUCAAUUUCAUAAAAUAAUUCUUUUAAAAAAGCGUAAUUUACUGUAGUAUACUAAAUACUCAAAGAAUGAGAUUCACAUUGCAACAAUGUAACUCCUGACACCAAAAUUCAUUUUAAAAAAAUUUUAUCAUUGAAAAAUAGAGAUAAUUAUUGAUAGAUAUGCCUUACUUACAAUUGUGCUUAAACAGGCCGACCCAUAGAUGUAUUUGACAAUAGAGGAUGGAGUCCAAUACAUGAAGCAGCCUAUUUUGGCAACACAGGCUGUUUGGAGUUCUUAUUGCGACAACGUAAGGUCUUUUCACAAAAUUUCAACUUAUAUGGAAUAUUUGACAUUCCAUUUCUAACAAGAGCUCAAAUUGUUAAUAGGAGAAAAUAUUUAAUAUAAUUGCAUGUUUAAAUCAUAAAUUAUCAUUGUCACUGAAUGAUACGAGAUGCAAAUAAUUUAAUGUAACACCUUGUCGGCUAAAUUGCCGUCCCUUAAGCAAUUACCUUAAAUUCAACUUCAAAAUAUGAGCCAUUUCAUAGUUAACACUUAAUACUUGAUGAAGGAACAAAAUAUCUGAGUGAAACAACAAAAUGCUCAUGAAAUAAGAUAACAAUUUAUUUACUCUGAUUGUAUAAUUGAUACAGCUGGUGUUGAUCCAGAUUGGACUACACAUGCCAAAGAAACACCUUUGAUACUGGCUGCCAGACAGGGUCAGCAUGAUGCUCUUGUGUCUCUCAUCAAUGCCAGGGCUGAUGUUGACUUUGCUACCAAUGAAGGCUACUUUCCUUUAUGGGAAGGUUGUUAUCUUAUAAUUUACAUCAAGGCAAACUUCUUGGGCUAAUUUUUGUUAUCAUUCUCCAUAAGAGGUCGUUCGCAUAUUACGUGACGCCAAAAAUAACAUUUUUAGACCCCCCUGUCACAAAGUGUCACAAAUAAUUCCCCCCCUUUGUGUCAAAAUACACCUAAAAAAAUUCAAAACAUACAUAAAAUUUUCAUAACUAAACUAAGAUUUUAUUUUUAUUCUUUAAAAUUUUAUCAUACUGGAUUAAGAUGUACUUCUAUUUGAAAAUUGUGACGUAAAACAAGCCCUAGCCCAAUGUUAAAUGGCCACAACAGUUUUUUUUUUGCAUCAUUUUUUUAUAUGUGCAGAAGGUGUGAGUGACUUUCACGGUACUUGUUAUACCUGAGUCAAUUUGGACCUCAAAUUAUUUGUUUUUAAAAUUAAUUGAAUAUAGAUUUUUCAAAAUUAGAAAAUUUUAGAUAUUAAAAAAAAAAUAGUGUGACGUCACAAAUUUUUUACACCACCCCCACCCGUCUCAAAGUGUCACAAUUUUUCGACAAAACCAACCCCCCCCCCCCCCCCCCUUUUUGUUUUUGAGCGUGAUGUAAUUUGCUAAUGACCCCUUAGAAUUAUCUUUUGCAAAUUAAUCCUAAUUUAUAUGUUAAAAUAUUUUUUUCUAAUACAAUACUUCUAGUCAAAGCUUCUACUUCUACAAAUAUCUGAUAUAAAUUAGAAUUGGGAAAUUUUGCUAGUAAUUUAAUCUAAAAUACACUUUAAAUCUUUCUUAUUGCUUUUUCUAUCAACUAGCUGUAAAUUCUGGAAACUUUCAAUGUUUUCGUACACUUAUAAAGAAGGAUGCAGAUGUAAAUGCUAGGAUUUACACAGGGUAUUCAGCACUGCACCUUGCUGCUGAGAAAGGCUACACAAACUUUGUUAAUCUCUUACUGCAGGUAAACUUAGUGACACUAUUUUAAUAAAUAAAUCAACAUUCAUAAAAAUGAGAUUGUAGUUGUGCUUUUGUAGUAAAGUGUUUGAAAUCAACUUAAAUCAUGUGGGAGUGUUUCUGCUUGAACCGGUAAAACUAAAAAAUAUAAUUUAAUAUUGCAGCAUGGAGCUGAAAUGGAUGUGUAUGCUGAUCACAACUUGUCCCCACUGUUUCUAGCAGCUCACAAAGGUCACAUAGACUGUGUGAAACUUCUGAUCAAAGUUGCUAAAGAUCGAGGUAUGUAUGAAAAUAAAAACCAUGAAUAAUGCCAUUGCAUUAUGUAUUUGCUGAAAACAUGCCAUCAACUGCACAUGUUUGAAUUCUGACAGAAAUGAUGUUCAGAAAUUAUUUAGCAUUUGCCCUUUCGUUUUGCAGGUGUCAUGCACAUAGUGAAUGCACCAGCUUCAGACAAUGCCACACCCCUGCUGAUAGCUGCCCAGGAAGGUCAUGCCGCCAUAGUUGCGUUUCUACUUCACUAUGGGGCUGAUGCUAACAUCCC